UGUCCUUUCUGAGAAAUGUCCCCGCAGUAAAGGUGGGAUGUUAAAAGUGGUGCCACACAAAGAUAGUAAGACAACAGCACUCACUCACAGCGAGAACAGCAGGCUCAAAUAUGUUUAACUUCAGGGCGGGUCAACUAAUGGACAAUGAAGCUUCUUGUUGCACACCAUACAUCUCACACGGACACCACCGCGAUCAAACGUACAUGCUACACUGUCACACAGUCUCCCCACAGUGCAAACAUAAAGGCUUCAAAUAUGUGGUGCUGGAGGCAGUCAGGAAGUACGUUUAUGUGAUCCAGUCUUUUGUGUCAUCAUCUUAUCAAGUUUUACACAUGAUCCUACACGCACCUGAUGCUCCAGGCGACUAAUCCCUCUUCAUUCAAUCACCUUUACUCUGUCAUAUGCAUCUGCUGCUCGUCUCUUCACACACACACACACACACACACACACACACAAACACUGCAGAAAGGGGAAGAGGCGUAAGAGUAUUUUAACUCGUGUUGGAGAAACCUGCCUGUCCGCUCAGAGCUGAGAGGAGGAGCUUGUGGGGCGUGGGACUCCAGACAAAGAAGACAAAUGCACACUAACAGCACAUACGACUGGAGCAACAGAGGACAGCUGGAAACAAUCUUCAACUCCUGGGACUACUUUUUUUCCCCCCGACUAGCAAACUUGUUAAAAAAAAAAAAAAAAAGGUAGUUGGUGUGCCAGCUGUGUGUGGAUCCAUACGAUGGCUGACGUCGGCUGCCAUAUGUUGCCUGCAGCGUAUGGGAAAGUGUGUGUGUGUUAGCAUGUUUGGGAUGGCAAAGUGGGGCAGGCUCGACCAACAGCUCUGUUCUUAGCUCUGUGCCAUGGGGGGUUGCCAUAGUUACCCCACGGCGACCAAAGCAGACGGCAAGGCUCCUCCUGAUAUCAACAAUGACAAACUGGGGAUUAACAACAAUAACCUGGAGGAGCGUCCGUACCUCCAACAGGAGUACGUGUGCCAGCACAUCACUCAUUUGGACAUGUCCGCCCUCACGGCACUGCCGCCUGGCGUGGACAAGGCUGAGUGGCUGGCCAGCAACACCGUGACAUUUUUCAAACACAUAAACCUGUUCUCCAGUGCGCUGUCCGAGUUCUGCACACCCAGCACCUGCCCGACUGCCUGUGGACCAGGCGACACAGUUUAUGUUUGGACUGAUGACCACGGCAGGAAGCUGAAGUGUUCCGCUCCACUUUACUUUGACUAUGCCAUGUCCUACAUUCAGGAUCUACUAACUGACGAAGAUGUGUUCCCUACAAAAGCAGGCUCAGUGUUCCCCACAGGCUUCAUCUUUCUAGUCCAGAAGGUCUUUUUGCUGCUGUUCAGGACUCUGGCCCACAUUUACUGGUCCCACUACCGACAGACGCUUGCACUGGGCCUGCACCCGCACCUCAACACACUUUUCACACACCUUACGCUCUUCUGCCGGCAGCACGCACUCCUGGAUGUGCAGGACACGGAGCCGCUGCAGGACCUCAUCACAGCUCUGGGACUGCAAGGAUGUAUCUAAACAGGAAUCAUUUGCUGGUUACAGCAGGAUGUGAAGUUAUGCUUUAAAAAGCAGUUUGUCGGUCAACAGUAUCAGGCUCUGAAUGUGUAGAUUAUGUUUUUAUUAUUUUUAUGACAUUGUUAUAGAUUGCGUAUUUAUCAUAACAAUGCAUUCCAAUGUAUACAGAUGUUGCUGGUUAUUCAAGUCUUCUACGUUUAUAUUAAAACAGUCAGAAUUUUCUGGUGGCCACCUCUCAUCUGACAUAACCGACAGUCCAGUAGCAAUGUGCCAUCAUGUGCCAUCAAUUCUAACAUGUACAACCGCCAUAGAAAUGUUAAGACUGCAUGAUUACAGUAGGCUAUACCCUCAACUAUAAUACUGUAUAUGGAACUACUCAACUUGUGUGUGUAUGUAUCCUGUGCUAGAAACACUUGUGUUUGAAAAAUAAAAAAGGGCAAAAUGUUACAGUUGAAAUAAUGCAUCUGAAAACUGUACUUGUUUCAGAGGACCUGUUUGUAUUCAAAAUUGACAUGAAACUAUUGUGGCGAAAAGUCCUGCUAUCUGUUUGACAACAACGCCCCCUGCUGCCAGAUUGACGAAGCACGUUACUCAGCACUAACAAGUCCUGUUAGACUGAGCCUACCAAAAAAAGAGGUUCCACUCAAAUAGUAUAAAAAUCAAAUUGUCCUCAUUAGGGUUAUGGGUGAGUUGGAGCCUAUCCCAGCUGACAUUGGCCAAGAGGUGGGGUACACCCUGGAGUUGUCAACAGUCGAUUGCAGGGCACGUGUUGACAAACAAUAAUUCACAUUCACAUUCACACCUAUGGAAGAGUUUCCAAUUAGUUUAACAUGCAUCUUUUUAAAUGUGUAAGGAGAAAACUCAAGAACAGGGAGAACAUGCAAAGUCCACACAAAGAGGUCCAAGCUGAACCAGAAUCACCAAGUGUGAGUAAUUUAGAAGUAGGGGUACCAAAAAGAUGGGUAGGAGUAUCAAGAAGUUGGGCACCAUAAUAACACCGGUGCCGAUGAAUACGGUAGUAAACAGACCGAUAAACUAAGAGGAUAUCGGUGCCUGCUUUCGGUGUUAAACUAAUAUUUACUAUUACGUUAAUAGUUCUUUUUAGUUUAGUGGCACUGAAAUUAGGCAAAAAUGAAGUAUAGUUACUGCCGAGUGAAAUAUCAUGACGGUGUUACAGUUGAUGUCAGUUUUUCACCUGCACAGACGAUGGUUAGCAUCCAGCUAAAAUGCUGAGGACGAAACGUUUGGAAGUUUUGGUUGUACUUGACUUCAAGAGAUGCCGACUCAGCCACCUGCAGCAAGUGCUUGUAGGUGGCUAUAUUGUGCAAGUAACAUCAUGUAACUAACUUCAUUUUGCUCAAUUAAUACACGACUCUUGCAUCUACGUUUAACAAGUAAACACCAUUGUAACGGUUGUCUGACAUUGCCAGAAUUGUGUCUCGCUUUCUCUAUUUCUGCUCGAAUUGUGCGGAAUGUAUGCACUCUUGCAAUUUUUUUGGGACAUUCCCUGUGUUCUGUAUUGCUGCUGGUUUUGCUCUGAUACUUAUGACAAUCUGUUGUUGAUUUUAUUUCACACUGGCAAAUUGAUUACUUUGUUAUAAAUUCAUUUAUAUUUUUUUAAAAUUUAAAUUACUAUUCUGUUCAGCUUGUGUGUCAAAAAUGUUUGUAAAAAUAAAAAGGCA
Molecule: messenger RNA, 3214 nt
Organism: Dunckerocampus dactyliophorus (ringed pipefish)
Lineage: Eukaryota; Metazoa; Chordata; Actinopteri; Syngnathiformes; Syngnathidae
Product: MOB kinase activator 2
Exons: 5
Coding region: 852-1535 (227 amino acids)
Biological process (GO): signal transduction; positive regulation of protein phosphorylation
Cellular component (GO): cytoplasm; nucleus
Molecular function (GO): protein kinase activator activity
Source: RefSeq, a predicted model, not a curated record